Centropristis striata (black sea bass) is the source of this 1536-nucleotide messenger RNA. RefSeq names its product transmembrane protein 147 (gene tmem147). The transcript is spliced from 8 exons. The record is from RefSeq and is a predicted model, not a curated record. Lineage: Eukaryota; Metazoa; Chordata; Actinopteri; Perciformes; Serranidae. The coding region runs from base 158 to 835 and encodes 225 amino acids.
UCUUGUGGAACCUUUUGUUAGCCGGUUACAUCUUCGGAUGCAUUUCGAGGUUGCGCCAAGCUUACUUCCGCCUGUCAUUCAACGAGACGAUAGCACGACAACCUGCCUCUCCUCAGCUCUUUAACACACAGGGAGCUGGAUUUUGUGACCAGACAUCAUGACACUGUUUCACUUCGGGAACUGCUUUGCCUUGGCCUAUUUCCCCUACUUCAUAACGUACAAGUGUAGUGGCCUUUCAGAGUACAAUGCCUUCUGGAGAUGUGUCCAGGCUGGAGCCACCUACCUGUUUGUCCAGCUCUGUAAGAUGCUGUUCCUAGCAACAUUUUUCCCCACAUGGGAAGGAGGAGCCGGAGUUUAUGACUUUGUAGGGGAAUUUAUGAAGGCAACAGUGGACCUGGCAGACCUGUUGGGUCUCCAUCUUGUGAUGUCUCGUAAUGCUGGAAAAGGAGAGUACAAGAUCAUGGUGGCUGCCAUGGGCUGGGCUACAGCAGAACUUGUGAUGUCCAGGUGCCUUCCUCUGUGGGUGGGAGCCAGAGGGAUUGAAUUUGACUGGAAGUACAUCCAGAUGAGCUUUGACUCCAACAUUAGUUUGGUCCAUUAUAUUGCCAUGGCAGCCGUGGUGUGGAUGUUCACACGAUAUGACCUCCCUAAGAGCUUCAGGCUUCCUGUCACUGUGCUGCUGGCUCUCUGUGUCUACAAGGCCUUUCUCAUGGAGCUCUUCGUCCAUGUCUUCCUGUUGGGCAGCUGGACAGUGUUGCUGGUGAAAGCGGUGUUGACUGGCGCCAUCUCUCUCUGCUCACUGUUUCUCUUCGUCACUCUGGUCCACAGCAACUAAGUCAAACUCAGCACCUGAGAUAGACCUUCAACUGUUUGGACCCAGGUUUGCAUAAAUCAGAAGCUGACUCCUGAUACCUUUUGAGUCUGAGUAUCACCGUACAACACCAAGGACUACUGAAAAAUGCUGGUUGAUGAUGUGCAACUGGACUGGUCUUACGUAAGAACAAGGGAGAAGCUGAUGAUUAACAAGGUAACAAGUUUUUCCAGUUUGUUUAGAUGCGUCUGAAUGAACCAUUGACGGAAAACACGCACCCAAACCAGUUAAAGCUGCAGGUUGUGUGGGGACAUCAGGAAGCGUCUGUGAUGUGACUGACUUUCCUAAGCUGUUUUUUUUUUAAAGAUGAAUUUUUGUAUCCAAAUGACCACAAAUAAUUCUAACAUCAUUAUUUUCUAUGUGUUGUCCAAUGAGCCAGUGUAAAUGCUUAAUAGUAAUGCUUAAAAGUAUAAUUAUAAUUAAUAAAUGACAAUGAUAGUUCCGUGAUAGUUCAGUAUGUGGCCACCAAUUUAUCAAUUUAUUUAUAUAUAGAUAGUUAAAACAUAACUGUAGCAAGAUUUUUCUAAUUCUUGAGGAAAUUAUGUUAAAUAUUUAAAGUUUAACCUAAAAAAAAGGCCCAAAAUGUGAAUAUACUGUGGCAGCAUAAUGACCACAUUAUGUUGAAUUGUUACAUCUGUGAUUUUGACAUUAAAGUAAUAAAUAUA